Molecule: messenger RNA, 798 nt
Organism: Bactrocera latifrons
Lineage: Eukaryota; Metazoa; Arthropoda; Insecta; Diptera; Tephritidae
Exons: 2
Coding region: 159-617 (152 amino acids)
Source: RefSeq, a predicted model, not a curated record
UAUACAGCAAACAUGUAAACAUUAAUAGCGAAAGCAGCAGCAAAACAAACGAACGUGUAUAUACAGGGAAAAAGUGAUAAAUGUAUAAAUGAAAUUUUUAGUGUGAUAAUUAGAAAUUGCAACGUUCGCGUUUUCACCAACACAAUUUGUCAACAGCAAUGGCGAAAACAGCUGCGGAACGUGCGAAAGCGUACAGAGCAAGAAAACGUGCAAUGAAACCACCGAGAAGGCAGGCGAAGAGUGGAAAGCAGCGAAGCCAAGAAUACAGGGAGAGGAAAAAAUUAUUGAAGACAAACCCGAACGAAAAUACUGACAUAAACGGAGUUGCCGAACUACCAGCUGAUGAGGAGGCAACAAGCAAUUGGUCAACUAGUAAACAGAGUAAAACAUCGACACAACGUAUGAGGGAAUACAGAGAGCGAAAGCGUGCUAGCAGGCCACCGAAAAAAGCAGCCAAAACUAAUACGGAAAGGAGUCAAGUAUAUAGAGCAAAGAAAAGACUAUCGAGCCCUGACAUUCGUAGCAUUGCUGCGAUGUAUGUUGUUGCGGAAUUGACAACCGACCAGGAAACCACGAACGAUAACGCUAGCGACUUUGAAUGUGCAUCGAAGAGCUAGGGAGAUUUAGUUGUAAAUACCCCUAAAUCGAGUUGCAUUUCAAAUUUCAAGUUUAUAACACUCCUAGUGAAGCCUCAGUCUUGAUGGACGUAGUUCUAUAGUCAUUACUUUCUUUUUGUAUAUUUAAUUUUUGUUUUAGAUUAAUAAAGCAUCCAGAAUAUUUUUUUCUGUACUAUAAGAA